Molecule: messenger RNA, 1546 nt
Organism: Prorocentrum cordatum
Lineage: Eukaryota; Dinophyceae; Prorocentrales; Prorocentraceae
Source: the annotation of a GenBank genome assembly
ACGUUCAUGGGCAUGGCCCUCGAUCCCGUCAGCGAGGCACCUGUGGGUCACACCCUGGCAUUCGAGAUACCUUCCGAGACGGAGAUCGCUCGGGGGGGCCGUGAAGAGAUGUUCGAGGUUCUCAAAUCGCAGGAGAUGCCGGCAGCCUCGGUGGAGCAUCUCGCGGGCCUCUACGGCGAGUUCGAGCUGCCUGCCGCCUACACGGAGAGGAGCAGCGCCUGCGAAGCAUCCCUGGUAGAGAUGCUCGCUCAGGCACCUGGCUGCGCUGGCGGCGGUCGGGCGCGGUCCUACAGCCAGCCGCUCGCGGCCUGGCCCCAGUCGACGAGAGCCGUCUCCACCUGCGACGUCGUCUCGGAGGCCGAUUCCAUCGCGUUGCAGGGUUGGAGGCAGAGUAUGCCGAAUCCCGAGUCGGUGGCAGCGGAGCUGCGGGACGCGCUGGGCAUCGACCGCCCGCGCGUGGACCCCGAGCUGCGCUUCCAGCCAAACUCCCGCGCUCAGUUUUCGAAGCAGCUGGAGGCCGUGAGCAAGGGGGUCUUCACGGGGCUGCAGAUCGACGGGCUGUCUGGGAUCAUCCGCCAUUGUACUUGGGGGGUGAUCUUGAGACGGAACGUCCUGGCCAUCUCCAAUUCGGUCUAUCGGUUCAUCAACGUGGUCGGGGCUCAGCCGGCGCCUCUUUGGGCGUCUGUGGUCAGGGACUUGCGGGCCCCGGUGGCCCUGCUCCCGCCUGGAGUGCCUCUACCAGGUCCCAUGCCUUCGAGACCGUCGGCUCACAUCGCGACGUCGCCGAUCGUUGCCCGCAUGCUGGCGCUUGCCGAGUCCACCCAAGCAGCCCUGCUCAGGCGCCUCUCUGGCAUCGCUCUCGCAUGCGGCUUGCGCGCGCUGGUGCGCCGGGCGCCCUCUGAACGGAAAGUCGCCGACAAGCCGUCGAGAGAAGGCUUCUUCGUCGGCCCGAGCUUCGAGCACUACAUCCCGGAGCAGAAGCCCCUGAGCUGGCGCUUCUGGACCGCGAGGGGCUUCGAGAGCAGCGCCGAGCUCGACGCCGUCCUGGUCGCGCACUUCGCCCACCUGUUCCUGGGCGGCUACGACGGCGCGACGGGCCGCGCCACGCUGGCCGCGCUGAAGCACCACAACACCGCCUUGCUGAUCGGGAACAGGCCGCUGCCGCGGGCUUUUCGGGCGCUUCAGGGGCGGGCGAAGCUCGCCCCGCUUAAGAUGCGCCUGCCGCUCCCGCGCGUGGCCAUGUUCGCGAUAGCGGGCGCCCUCCUGCCCCAGGGCCGCCUCGCGGAGGCCACCUUCGCAAGGAUCGCGUUCGCCGCGUGCCUCCGCCCGAGCGAGGCCUACCGCCUCGCCGCCGCCUCGCUGAUCGCUCCACGGAUCGGCGCGUCGGUGGAGUUCGGGGACAGGGUCGAGGCGAACUUCUUGCAGCUGAUGGAGGAGAAGGCGCGGGCGGGCAUCUUCUCGCUGCAGCUGCCGCCGCUUCCCCCUGCGCCCGCGCUGCCAGCCGCCAGGUCGGCGCCCGCGCUGACCGACCAGUGGGGCUUCGUUU